Penicillium canariense is the source of this 2133-nucleotide messenger RNA. Its product is annotated as putative arsenite efflux transporter ArsB-like. The record is from RefSeq and is a predicted model, not a curated record. The transcript has 3 exons. Lineage: Eukaryota; Fungi; Ascomycota; Eurotiomycetes; Eurotiales; Aspergillaceae. Gene Ontology annotation, cellular component: membrane. The coding region runs from base 1 to 2133 and encodes 710 amino acids. Gene Ontology annotation, biological process: transmembrane transport.
AUGGCCGAAGACCUGGACACCAGCAAAAUCAAAAAUUGGCGGUCAAUUAUAACUCUCAUUAUCUUUGUGGUAACGAAUAUCGUCGUGCUUUUUCCAUUCACCAUUCCCAUAUACAUCCCUCGAUGGCUCUAUAAUGCGACUUUGGAUGGCCUGAGUGCCCUGCGCGUAAUACCUUCCCGCAAACUCGACCCACGGUACCAAGACAAGCAAAGUCUGUUGGUGCGAUUCAAUUUCCCUCUCAACUUCGUGACUGCGCCGUUGGCUGCAGAUCUCUUUCUUUUAGCUAUACUGGCAAUUGGCCGAAAAGAGGUGCACGAUGGAACGCUCGGAGCUGACAACAUUAUUCCUAUCGAUAUUAUGGCUUUCUUCCUCACGCUUGCCUAUAUUGCCAUUUCAAUCGAUGCUUCUGGCCUUAUCCGAUGGCUAGCAUUCAAGGUGCUUCAAAAAGGAGGCGGCGUGGGCCACCGUCUGUUCUUCUAUCUAUACGCUUUCUUCUUUGGGCUCGGCAGCUUCAUCGGUAACGAUCCCAUCAUUCUCUCUGGCACAGCGUUCCUCGCCUAUAUGACCCGUGUGUCGAGAAACAUUGUGCAUCCGAGGGCUUGGAUUCAUAGCCAGUUUGCAGUGGCCAAUAUUGCAUCUGCUAUUCUGGUCUCUUCGAAUCCGACCAACCUAGUGCUUGCAGGUGCUUUCAACAUCAAGUUUAUCGUAUACACUGCCAACAUGAUUGUCCCGGUGGUAGUAACGGCUAUCGUCAUUUUCCCGUUUCUGCUCUAUAUCAUCUUUGCCGAUGUCUCACUCAUUCCGUUCUCCAUUCAGAUGCAUGAGCUCUCUGAUGAAGCCAAAGCAAGGAAGCCAGUGAAUCCCAACAUUCCGCACGCCAGAGGUAAUGCCGAGGAAGAGGAAGAGAUUAACAACGAGCAUGGCAAACUGCUUUCCCUCGAAGAAAUUAUGAAUCCAUUCUUGGAUAAAGGAGGCGCGGCGUUCGGUGCGGUCAUCAUGGCCGCCACUCUUAUUACCCUCCUUGCGCUGAACGCCGCAAGUAGUUCUGGUCACGCGCACCCCGUGUUUUGGGUCACUUUACCUGCUGCCUUCAUCAUGUUCUGCUGGGAUCUCGCGUCUGGUUGGCUCCAUCGACACGAGACGCGCGAAAUUGCAGCUAAGGGACGACGAGAGGUAGAAGCUGCUAGAGCCGAGAAGGAACGCCAAGACUCAAAACUAAAUCUGCAAGAGCAGAUUGACUCACCUAGCGCUCGCCACGAACGUCCUGACGCACUCGGGCUUUCAUUACGAAACUCUUUGUGGACAUCGGUGGAUGGCGGCGACAUCUCCGUUGGUGCUCCCGAAAGUAGCAGCCACUCUGAAAAGCGCCUGGCAGAUUCCGAACCUUUUCCAAAGACUGCAAUACCUGUUGCAACGAUGACUAGCCCCCAGGAGCCAUACCUCAGCACAUCGCCCGAACCUUUAGAUAUGACACCUGUGAACGCGAUAGACGAGGAGAAACGAACUACCGGGCUUCGAAAAGAGGCAAGUUCGCCACAAACUCUAGCAUCGCUUGUCACAGACCUCUACCAGUGGCUACAAGAGACAUUUCCAACUGUCACAGCCGUGGUUUCGCAUAUGCCCUUCCCGCUGAUUCCAUUCGCGUUGUCUAUGUUUGUCCUUGUUCAGGCGCUCGUAACCAAGGGAUGGGUGCCGGUCUUCGCCUAUGGAUGGGACCGUUGGGUAGAGAAAACGGGAACGGUGGGGGCGAUUGGCGGAAUGGGCUUUUUGUCCGUCAUUCUUUGCAACUUCGCCGGAACAAAUAUCGGUACAACAAUUCUUCUCUCCCGUGUCAUUCAAGCGUGGCAAGAGAUCCACCGCAUCAACGGAAUUCCCAUCAGCGAUCGCACCUUCUGGGCUUCGGUAUACAGCAUGGCCAUCGGUGUUAACUAUGGCGCGUUCAGCACGGCGUUCAGCGCAUCUUUAGCUGGCCUCUUGUGGCGUGACAUUCUGGGAAGAAAGCACAUUCGCGUCGGUAGUAUCGAAUUUGCACGCGUGAAUCUUCCCAUCAUUGCUAUCUCCAUGGCCGUUGGGUGUACUGUCCUCGUCGGCCAGAUUUACCUCGUGAGAAAGCCCACGCCAUAUGAUGCAUGA